Molecule: messenger RNA, 1815 nt
Organism: Dissoconium aciculare CBS 342.82
Lineage: Eukaryota; Fungi; Ascomycota; Dothideomycetes; Mycosphaerellales; Dissoconiaceae
Product: glycosyltransferase family 22 protein
Exons: 1
Biological process (GO): GPI anchor biosynthetic process
Cellular component (GO): endoplasmic reticulum membrane
Molecular function (GO): alpha-1,2-mannosyltransferase activity
Source: RefSeq, a predicted model, not a curated record
GUCUUCACCGCACUGCUCGCUUUCCGAACCAUCAAUGGUCUAAUAUUAAAGACCUUCUUCCAGCCCGACGAAUUCUUCCAAUCCCUCGAACCAGCAUGGCAUUGGACUUUCGGGUCUAUGAGCGGUGCCUGGAUCACCUGGGAGUGGAAGGAAAGUUUGCGCGCUUCAAUGCACCCGCUGCUCUUCUCCGCCGCGUACAAGGCAGCCGAUCUUCUCUGCGGGAUGUUAAACUUGGGUGCUCGAGCGCGUGGUGAUGUCCUCGUUGCGACGCCUCGCUUGCUUCAGGCUAUCUUUGCUGCCGCCAUGGAUCUGUUCACCUGGCGACUUGCGGGCAAAGUUUAUGGUCGGCAGCAGAGCAAGAGUGCCUGGGCCGCGCUCAUUCUGAGCGUGGUCAGCCCAUGGCAGUGGUUCUGUUCUGUCCGGAGUUUUUCGAAUUCUGCGGAAGCGACACUUACGGUUGUCGCGUUGGAUCUCUUCCCCUGGACUUGGUUCCUUGACAGCAGUCCGUCAGCAUCCGAGUCUAAAGUCGAUAGCACCACCUUCUACAGUCAACUACAGCUCGCUCUGGUCGCUGCUGCCACCGCAUGUAUCCUCCGGCCUACCAACGUGGUCAUCUGGGCAGCGAUCAGUGCAUGUCUGGUGCUACGCAGGGGCACUUUUGACAAGAUUGUGACCCUACUGGAGUGUACCGUGGUCUGUGGAGGCGCAGUUCUGGCGAUAUCAGCUGGGAUGGACAAGAUGUUCUACGCCGAUUGGACGUUCCCUGCUUUGCGGUUCCUUUAUUUUAACGUGGUCCAAUCGUUGGCGGUUUUUUAUGGUCGAAAUCGCUGGGAUUACUAUCUGACUGAAGGCCUGCCUCUUUUACUGACUACGGCAUUACCAUUCGGAAUUCUUGCGUUGUGGCAAUCGAUCCGCGGCGGCUUGCUCACUGAGGUCUCAUCUACGCCUGCUGCCACGACUACGAGCAGUGGGAGCCGCGAGAUCCGCUUCAUAUUUUCUAGCGCAAUUAUCGCGUCCAUCCUCUCCUUGACACUCGUCGCGCAUAAGGAGGUCCGCUUUAUCUAUCCACUACUCCCUAUUCUCCACGUUCUCGCCGCAGGACCAAUCAAGACCUUCUUCGACACAUCACCUUUCGCCGCCCAACGUCGAAAAAUGCCCGCAUUAGGAUCCCCCGCCCGUCUGACCAUCCUCACCAUUCUCCUAGUCCUCAACAUCCUCAUCGCAGGCUACGUCUCCCAAUACCACCAACGCGGCGUAAUGGAUGUCGUCCACUACCUCCGCGACCGCCAAACCACCCGCCUCGAGCUCACCGCCAAAUAUAACAUCACCCUCCCCUCAACAUCUUCCACAUCCACCGCCCCAACCUCCGACCUCACUGUCGCCUUCCUGAUGCCGUGUCACAGCACCCCGUGGCGUAGCCAUCUCGUACACCCCAGCAUCGACGCCUGGGCCCUAACCUGCGAGCCACCGUUGGACCUCAAACCCUCACAACGCGCGACCUACCUCGACGAAGCAGAUCAAUUCUAUGCGGAUCCCAGUGCGUGGAUGGCGGCGCACAUGCGCAGUCUGCAUACCAUUGCGGCGAAGCCCGCAAAGGAUAUCGAGUGGGAGCAACUCGGGGGGAGGAAAUUGCGGAAGUGGCCGAUGUAUGUCGUGUUCUUCGAGCAGUUGGAGCCGACUAUGCAAACGGUGCUGGAAGGCAGUAUGUAUGAGGAGUGUAGAAGGUUUUGGAAUUCGCAUUGGCAUGAUGAUGGGAGGAGGAAGGGCGAUGUGGUGGUUUACUGUUUGAAGACUGUGGACGAGACGUCGCAGCGG